AUAAGUAAUAACGUUAGUCGACAUGAAGAAUCGAUAUGAACAAUUUUCAAAUUUAAUAAUGAUAGUUAAUACGUUGUUCUAGUGUUAGAAAAUUUUAUAUUUUUUAAAUUACAAUACAUGUUUGCUCGAUGAAAACCGUUUUCUAUUAAUCGUAAAGCCAUGUUAAGUGUUUUAAACCGUCAUGUUUUUUCAAAAACAUCCUUUCGGUACUUUGCACGCUGUGCUUCUUCAGAUCAACAGUCGUUUAGUAUGGCCAAAGUCAAAGCUCCACCAGUACCGGACAUAGUAAGAAAACCACCUCGUGUACCGUUCCUGAAAUCAUUGUAUGCCGGACAAUACGAUGUUGAAGUGCUGACGUAUCCGGAAACAUUGAACUUGGAACGGCAUAAAGACUUGGAAUCAAGAUUACAGCUAGUGCAAAACAACUGUACCCAAACUAGUAAUGUACAGCAACUGGGUUUAUUUUCAAUGAAUAUUCCGUAUCACAGUUCUGGUCUAAACUUAACCGUUACAGAAAUGUCUAGAAUUUUUGAACAUUUCGAUUCGAGUGUAUUCAAAAGCGUAUUUGAACAUACAAUAUCUGUUGAUAUUAUUAAAACAUUUGGGACCCCCCAACAAAAAUCAAAAUAUUUACCAUUGUUUGCAUCAGGCGCUGUUUGCUCUUUUCACGAAACAGUCAAAGCUUCAGCGUUACCUAAUCAGAGUUGGGAAUUGAACGGAUCUGUUAAUAAUUCCGUAAGUACAUUUAUGUUAAUCGUCGACGGAAGUAAUGCAUUUAUAGUAGAGAAAGACCAAACGACAGUAACUGGGAAUAACUUGCAUUUAAAACAGUUGAACGUCUUAAAAGAGAACACUAUUGAAAAUAUCGAAAUAAAAAACAUUUUAAACAAUGGAAAAUUGUACAAAUGUUGUGGAUUGAUUAAAUCACUUAAAAGUAUUCUUCAAAUUACUGUUGAAAAUGUAAUUAAAAAAGAAAGGCUCGGUGACAAACUGAGACACUACGACUCUGUUAUAAAAACGCUAUCAAAAGCGUUAAUUAACAUUUAUACUAUCGAAAGUAUGAUCUAUUUGACUACAUGGAUGAUAGAUGGAUUCGAUAAUGCCGAUGUAGAAUUAGAAGUAGCUUCUACGGAAAUGUACACCCGUCAAGCUGUAACUACGACGUUAAGAGAUUUAAAAUCGUUAUACGGUAGAGGUUCUAUAAAUGAACCGUUUUUAUCCAAGUACAAUGACGUUGAUAAUCUACUUGUAAAUUUGACAAAUAAUAUUGAAUUAUCCGAAUUUAUUGGUUCUUGUGGAGUCGAUUAUUUAAAUAAAUUUGGAUGUGAAAGUAACACAUCUUUUUUGGUAUCGGCUUUUAGAAAAUACAAGAUGAAAAGAGAUGAUCCGAGUCUAAUAUUAGGACUGCAACAAUACUUACAUCCCGCCUUGAUGCAUACAGCAGACUUUGCGGAGUACUGUGUGCUAAAAUUUCAAUAUGGGCUUGAAAUGAGCAAAACGAAUGGUCACCUCAGCAUCGAUAACAAAAUAUUAAUGGAAUUGCUAUCAAAAACAACUAUGCAUAUUUAUGCAAUGACAGCCGUACUUGGUAGAGCGUCAAGAUCAUACUGCACCGGUAUACGAUAUUCUGACUUAGAGAUGACGAUAGCUGAAAUUGUAGUCAGAGAAUCGUACGCCACAUUGAAACCGAUUUUAGAAGAUGUUAUUAGUGGAUCAUAUGUUGCUGACAGUUCAGUUUAUCAGUCUUUUGCCGAAAAGCUAUUAAAUAGGUAGAACUGUAUAACGAAUACCAAUAAAUGUACACUGUUUUAAAGUUUUUUAAUAAUAAUGAUACAACUUUAUUUAUCUAUUAAUGUAUAAUACAGAUUAUAUUUUGUUUUAAUUAAAAAAAAAAAAAUAUAUAUAUAUAUAUACCUAUUCAUAAAUUGAAUGGUACCACAUAUGUACAUUAAAAAACUAAUUUUGAAUGAUGCUCUUUCGAAAAACAUUCACACGAAAAUGUGUGAAUUUUUAAAAACGGUAUACAAAUAAAAAAAACAUGUGUUACACUAACUAAAUAUAAUGAUAAGUAUAUAUGUAUAAAAAAAAUACAUACUUAUACAUAUAUUUAUAAAUACUCGUAUCGAUCAAUAAUCAAUAAUUUUAAAAAAAUAAUUAUACAUAAUAUUAAGUUUUUUUUGAGCAUUAAAUAGUAUGAUCUUAGAUAGAUAUAUUUAUAUAGCAUUAAGAAUCAAGAAAAAAAAACAAAAAUGAAAAAAUAUAUGGAAAAUGAAAGAAA
Adelges cooleyi (spruce gall adelgid) is the source of this 2278-nucleotide messenger RNA. RefSeq lists its product as uncharacterized. The transcript has 3 exons. Lineage: Eukaryota; Metazoa; Arthropoda; Insecta; Hemiptera; Adelgidae. Gene Ontology annotation, molecular function: acyl-CoA dehydrogenase activity; flavin adenine dinucleotide binding. The coding region runs from base 160 to 1773 and encodes 537 amino acids. The record is from RefSeq and is a predicted model, not a curated record.